This is a messenger RNA of Homarus americanus (American lobster), 1317 nucleotides long. RefSeq names its product palmitoyl-protein thioesterase 1-like (gene Ppt1). NCBI's taxonomy places the organism in Eukaryota, Metazoa, Arthropoda, Malacostraca, Decapoda, Nephropidae. Gene Ontology annotation, cellular component: lysosome. Bases 80 to 985 code for a protein of 301 amino acids. The transcript is spliced from 7 exons. The record is from RefSeq and is a predicted model, not a curated record. Gene Ontology annotation, biological process: protein depalmitoylation; receptor-mediated endocytosis. Gene Ontology annotation, molecular function: palmitoyl-(protein) hydrolase activity.
UCGUGCUUCAUGACGUCACGUGAGGCGGAGACUGGCGGCCGCGCUGAGUAGCUCAAGAAUAUUUUCAAAAUAAUUCAGGAUGGGGUUGAAGGAGUGGUGUGUCAUCGCAGUAUUAUGUGUCCUGGGAACUAUCCAGGCCCAGGACAAGCCAACACCUCUUGUAAUAUGGCAUGGCAUGGGUGACACUUGCUGUUUCUUCUUCAGUAUGGGUCACAUCGAGAAACUGGUGAUGCAGCGCAUCCCUGGGAUCUAUGUGCGGUCUCUCAUGAUUGGCAGUAAUAUCAUUGCUGAUGAAGAACAUGGUUACUUCGGAAAUGUAAAUGACCAAGUUGAGGAGGUCUGCAAUAAGUUAGCCAAUGACACAGAACUCCAGGGUGGUUAUCAUGCCAUGGGAUUCUCACAGGGUGGACAGUUCCUGCGUGCAGUGGCGGAACGCUGUUCAAAUCCACCCAUGAAGAAUUUGAUCACUUUUGGAGGACAGCACCAGGGUGUUUUUGGCUUGCCACACUGUCCUGAGAACCCAUCGAAGUCCCAAACAUGUGAAUAUAUCCGCAGGGUACUGAAUUAUGGAUCAUAUCUUCACUGGAUCCAAAACUCCUUGGUGCAGGCUCAGUAUUGGCAUGACCCUCUGCAUGCUGAAGACUAUUGCAACAAGUCCAUAUUCUUGGCAGACAUCAACAAUGAAAAGGUAGUAAAUGAGAAAUACCGUGAAAACCUGAACAAGUUGGACAACUUUGUGAUGGUGAAGUUUCUGGCAGACUCUAUGGUAGUUCCGGUGGAGAGUGAGUGGUUUGGCUUCUACACUCCAGGCCAGGAUGUGGAGGUCUUGCCACUUCAGCAAACUCAGCUCUACAUUGAGGAUCGUCUUGGGUUGAAAGAGAUGGACGAAACUGGCAAACUACAUUUUCUUACACAAGAUGGUGACCAUCUGGACUUCACUGAUGAAUGGUUUCUUGAAGAGAUUGUUGAUAAGUUUGUUGCCUAAAAUAAGUGAUCGAUAGGAGGUAUGGGUACUAUUUGUAUUCCAGACCAGUGGUUUUCAUACUGGGGUGUGCAACAAGGUUUUAAAGGAUACAUGGCACACUGGUAAAUUGUAUCACAAAAACUAAGAUAAAUCAGAGAAUAGAUGUGGUGACAAACUAUGGCUGUAAAUGCUAUUACACUAGCUCUGGCGCCAUUAUUUUUAGCUAGGCACAAUGCUAGUCUGACAAUAUUGAUAUUAAUAGCCUAUUGUUUAAUAUAUGUAUAUAGAAGUACAGUAUUUUGAUAAUCAAAUUAUUAUUAUUUUAUAAUUUAUCAAUAAAGAUGAUUUAUUAA